ACAAAAUAACAAACAAAAAAGUUUGUGUGUUUGUAGAUGGAAAGAAUUAAGGGUUUUUUGUACCAAAUGGUCAAUUUUCGUGCCCCCUGUGGCAACGAAAUACCAGAAGAGGUCAAUUUCAACCAUGUGGUCACAAUUGACGAAGCCGGAAGACGGGCUUCAGUAACGCGAAAUGAACAAAGGAAAAGAAAGGUUGGAAUAAUAUUCGAUCUCCUAUUUUGUACUUUUAUUAUUCUUCUAUGGGUAAUUGCAUUAUCUCUUCUCACACGAACUGGUGUUGAAAAAUCCAACGAAGAGUUCUUUUAUUUCGGUUACUUCGUGUUAGUUCUGGUGAUUACAGUAACCGGGGUUUAUUUUGAAGCUUUGAUUUUGCGAGGUUUUGAACGAAUUACUCCAAAACUGGCUGUUUGUCUCCGAAAAAGUCUGGUUAAAAGGCCGUACGUUUUAAGAAUGCGUGUUUUCAAGUAUCCCGAGGAAGAUUUUAUUGAAACAGAACUCGACGAAAGUCAGUUGACGCUUGAAGGAGUUUUGGAGUUGUGUGCUAAGGAGUUGGGGUUGCAGAGAAAGGAUAUUACACGUGUGAGGAAACUCCCCGAGACGAAAAUACGAAGUGAUGCCGAUGUUAAAAGAUUCCGCCGUUUGGAGUACUUGGAAGUUAUUUCUUAAUAAAAUAGAUUAAAACUUGUAACUGUGACUUAUAAAUCGCC
Messenger RNA from Tribolium madens (black flour beetle), 707 nucleotides. RefSeq lists its product as uncharacterized. The record is from RefSeq and is a predicted model, not a curated record. Bases 37 to 666 code for a protein of 209 amino acids. The transcript has 3 exons. NCBI's taxonomy places the organism in Eukaryota, Metazoa, Arthropoda, Insecta, Coleoptera, Tenebrionidae.